AUGGACUGCGUCGCCGUCGACAUCACCUGGGGCCCUUGGGCCGGGCCAUCCUGUCGGGGCGGGCUGGACUUCACUCUCGCCUUCGAGGAGUCCAUCCUGUCCAUCCUGCCCACGGCGCUCCUGAUCAUCGCGGCAGCCCUUCAGGUUGCUUUCCUCCUCGGUCGGCCAAGACAAACCGCCAAUGGAACACUGUUAUGGUUGAAACAGUCCUUGAUCAUGUCCUUCGGCCUCCUGAGAUUGGCUGUUCUGAUGCUGUGGGCGCUUCCUGGCACCACGGCAUCCAGGACAAAACUGACUCUGGCCGCCGCGGCCCUGAAUUUCGUCGUGGUCAUUCCCCUCUCCGUCCUGAGCUCCUUCGAGCACGUCCACCGCGCAGCGCCCAGUUUCAUCAUCGAGCCGUAUCUCCUGCUCACGCUCCUGUUCGAUAUCGCUCGAGUCAGGACGCUAUGGCUGAUGCGCACCACGUCUCACAAGCAACUCGCCGCGGUCGAAACCGUGGCCGUGGUCAUCAAGAUUGCUCUGUCCUUUUCGGAGGCGGCAAGAAAGGAUGACCUUGUCUUCCCCGGAGUCAAGGAGAAGUACACCAAGGAGCAAAUGGCUGGCUUCUACGGCCGUUCCAUGUUCUUCUGGCUCGGAUCGGUGCUUUGGAACGGCUACACUCGCUACCUUGUGCCCUCUGACUUGACCGGCCCCCGAGACGACGAAUCGGCAGAGCUGCUGCGGCAGCGCUUCCGGUCGCAGUGGGCACGGAACCCCAACAAGACGGCCAAGGCUGCCCUCCUCACGACCCUGUUCAAGUCGAUGCCGGACAAGUUUCUCGUCCCUGUCCUCCCGCGGGCGAUCGUCGUGGUGCUCACGCUCGCCCAGCCGAUGCUGCUGGAGCGCAUGAUCACCUUUGUCCAGGGCGGCGGCGGCGGUUACGAGCAGCGGAUGGACGUCGGCUACGCCUUGAUUGGCGCUUUCGCAGCCCUCUACACCCUCCUGGCUCUCCUCAACGCCUGGUACGCCCACGCGUGCAACAAGCUGGCCCUGGAAAUGCGGAGCCAGUUGGUCGACUCUUGCUACCGGAAACUGCUCAAAUUGCGGCUCGCCGCACUCGACUCCGGGAAAGCGGCUACCCUCAUCAACCUGGACAUGCAACAUAUCAUGGAAGGGGCCAGAAUCCUCCAUGAUAUUUGGGCAAGUUUCGUCACCGUUGCGGUUGCUGUGUAUCUGUUGCGUGAAACUCACCACAACCUCACCUACCUAGUCAUGAUGGUUCUUGCUGGAAUCUGCAGUGCGCCCUUGGGGCCGCGCCAGGUGGCUUGGCUAGCAGCGACCGAGAGCCGGGUGAAAUCGACCAUGUUCAUGAUAACAGGUUUCAAAGAGGUCAAGAUGUUGGGUCUAUCACCCGACUACAUGCAGAAUCUCCAGAAUCUGCGACUUACUGAAGUCAACCUUGGCCGCCGUUUUCGACGAAUCUUGUCCAUCAUCAUCACUCUGUCCGCCGCUUCAACCGAAUUAUCCAUCCUCGUUGCUUUUGGCGGAUUCGCCAUCAUCAGCAAGACUCACGGCACCCCCCUCACCUUCCAGACCCUCUUUGCGUCCUUGGCCCUGCUCCGUAUCUCUCUGGACCCUCUGUUCCUUUUGAUACAGGGAACACCCGCUUUCGUCUCGAUGUUCAAGUGCCUCGGACGGGUCCAGGAUCUGCUCAACGAGGAACGUGUCGUCGACUGCCGCAGCAGCAGCACCCUGGCCAUCUCCGAGAAUUCCUCUGCUAGCUCCUUCAUGCUCAAACCUGAGCGCAGGGUCACUACGGAGGAGUUCCAUGCCGUUUUUCCUCAGGGCCCGGGACUUCCCGACAUCAGCCCCCGAUUCAGCACGAUGGCUGACCUCGUUGAGAUCUCGGACGCCUCGUUCUGCUGGAGGGGCAGGGAGAGCACACCUGCUCUGUACGUCAUGUCAUUGACGAUCCAGCCGAACUCGUUCACAGCCGUCAUUGGACCUGUUGGUUCCGGAAAAUCCACGCUCCUCAAGGCCAUUCUUGGAGAGAUCGAGCACAUCUCGGGCACCCGCCAGAUGCGACGUGGACUCAAGGUCGCAUUCUGUGACCAAGAGCCUUGGUUGCUGGACCAGACCCUCAAGCAAAACAUCAUCGGUUCCCGCCCGUUCGAUCCAGCGUGGUAUCAGAGAGUGAUCGAGGCGUGUGCUCUGGCCCAGGAUAUUGCCGGUCUUGCUGAGGGAGACGAUACUCCUGUUGGAGGCGGCGGCUCAGCUUUGAGCGGAGGGCAGAAGAGUCGUGUGGCUCUCGCGCGCGCCGUCUACAGUAAGCCGGAGCUCCUCCUCAUGGACGACAUCUUCAGUGGCCUGGACAGGAAGUCGGCGACGCACAUUUUCUCCGCGGUCUUCUCAGAGAACGGAUUGCUCGCCAAGCUCAACUGCGCGGCCGUCCUGGUCACUCACUCAACUCAGUUCCUCCCCCGUUUUGACACCGUCCUGGUCGUGAACAACGGCAUGAUCGCACACCAAGGCACGUACGGGGAACUUCUCAUGAGCGGUGCCCUCGACGACUCGAUCCUCUCGCGCGUCGCGGCUCCCAAGGCAGCAACCAGCGUGGGCGACACCGUCGAGGUUACCAGCGACGGCAAGGUUGUCCUCAAGAACGCGCCUAUCGACAAGGAGGAGAACGACGCAAGCCGGGCCCCUUCCGAGUGGGCCGUUUAUGGCUACUUCCUCAAGUCGUGCGGUAUCGCGGGCAUCUCGUUGUUCUUCGUGCUGGCAGCCAUCCUGGCUGGCGAGAGAUCGUUUGAGACUGUUUGGCUCAAGAUGUGGGCAGAAGGCGAUCAGAAAGCACUGGGAUACUACAUGGGAGUCUUCACCGGCCUUAUCGUCGGUGGCGUGUCCCUCCUGGGUGGUAUCUGCGUGGCGUCAAUCUCCUAUGUCAUCACCGUUGGAUCCAACACGCUGGCGAACAGGUAUAUAUGCCUUGGCUGUCGGAAUCUUAAUACGCCGCUAAUUCCUUUAUCCCACAGGUUCAUCCAGGACAUCAUGCUGGUUGAUGACGAGCUGCCGAUGGCGUUUGUGAACACCACAACGUCCUUCUUUGGCGUCAUCGCCGAGACGGUCAUCGUGAUGAUCUCCUCCAAAUACGUGUCCGUCUCGAUCCCAGGUCUGAUCCUCGUUCUCUGGGUCAUCCAAAAGUUCUACCUCCGGACAUCCAAGCAGCUCCGCCUGAUGGAUAUCGAGGCCAAGGCCCCGCUGUCGGCGUUCCUGUUGGAGACUCUGCAAGGUAUCGUCUCGAUCCGAGCCUUCGAUCGCACCAGCGAGUUCUCCUCUCGCAACUCGGAGCUACUGAAUUACUCCCAGCGAGCCCACUACAUGAUGGUCACUGUUCAGGUGUGGCUCAAGAUGAUCCUGGAUUUUGUGGUCGCGCUUCUGGCAGUUCUUGUCACUACGCUGGCCGUCAACUUCCGGGCUUCGACGUCUUUGGGCUUCCUGGGCCUGGCGUUGGUUAACUUGAUCUCCCUCAGUACCAGCUUCAAGUACCUCAUCACCUUCUGGGCCAAUCUUGAGACGUCUAUCGGUGCUGUCGCCCGUAUCAGACGCUUCAACAAGGACGUGGAACCCGAGGAAAAGUUUGCACUUCCGCCGCCUCAUCCCAAUUGGCCGCGUAACGGAGGAAUCGAGUUGCAGCAUGUUUCGGCUUCAUAUAGGUUUCUGCCCCCUGCCGUCUACGAUGUCAGCUUGUACAUCGCGCCUGGCACAAAGGUUGCCAUCUGCGGCCGCAGCGGAAGCGGCAAAUCCUCGCUUCUGGCGACUCUCCUACGAUGUCUGGAACUGAACUCGGGCACCGUGAUUAUCGACGGCAUCGACAUCAGCCGUAUCUCUCGCGACGACCUGCGCAAGCGAAUCAUGACUCUUCCCCAGAAGUCCUUGUUCAUCCAUGACUCGAUCCGCGCCAACAUGAUCAUGUGGGACGAGGCCGCCAACUCCUCACGCACACCCGAAGAGACCGAUGCGUUGAUCGAGUCCCUUCUGCGCAGGAAGAAGAAGAAGAAGGCCGAGGAGGACGCGCCGGUGACGCUGGACAGCCCGCUCAACGCGGAGGAGCGGCUCUCGGUCGGGCAGCAGCAGCUCUUCUGCCUGGCGCGGGCGCUCUUCCAGCGGGGCGACUCGCAGAUUGUGCUGAUGGACGAGUUCACGAGCAGCAUGGACCACGAGACGGAGACGCUGGUGCGCGAGAUUGUCGCGCGCGACCUCCGCGACAAGACCGUCGUCGAGGUGCUCCACCGGCUCGAGCACAUCUUCGACUUCGACCUCGUCGUCGUGCUGGAGCAGGGCCGGAUCGUGGAGGCGGGCCACCCGGAGGAGCUGUUGCAGAAUGAGGAUGGCAUGUUGAGGGGCCUGUAUCAGAGUAUGAGGGGCUAA
Molecule: messenger RNA, 4407 nt
Organism: Thermothelomyces thermophilus ATCC 42464
Lineage: Eukaryota; Fungi; Ascomycota; Sordariomycetes; Sordariales; Chaetomiaceae
Exons: 15
Coding region: 1-4407 (1468 amino acids)
Biological process (GO): transmembrane transport
Cellular component (GO): membrane
Molecular function (GO): ATP binding; ABC-type transporter activity; ATP hydrolysis activity
Source: RefSeq, a predicted model, not a curated record